Molecule: messenger RNA, 2052 nt
Organism: Paramecium tetraurelia
Lineage: Eukaryota; Ciliophora; Oligohymenophorea; Peniculida; Parameciidae
Exons: 2
Source: RefSeq, a predicted model, not a curated record
AUGUAAUAAUAAUACGAAGGUUUGAUAGAAGAGAACACUUAAUUGAAGAAAGCCAUCAUUUCUUCGAAGGCUGUGAUAAGUAGAAAGAUUAACGAAUACGAGACUCUUCAGGCAAUAAAUGAGGAAUUGAAAUCGAAUCUUGAUAAGAUGAGAUUGGAGAACUAGGAUUUACUACAGAAGUAUAGGAUAGCUUUGCAUGAUAAAAAAUAAACAGAAUAGCAAUUUGACAAUGCAACUAAAAAUUGGAAACUAUUAAUUGAAUAAAAGCAAAGAGAAAUUGAGGAGAUCUAAAGUAGAUUGACACCUGCAUUUGAUUAAGAUAUGAUGAGAAUUAAAUUGCUCAAUGAAUUAGAUUUACCACAUAGAUAAUAAUUGGAAUAAAAGUAAUUAGAGAUUGAAAAGUUAAAUGAAAUUAUUUAUCAAUUAAAAAGAAAGAUUGAUUUGGAAAUCUCAAGAGUAGAGACCAUAUAAAUAGAUAAGGAUAAGGAAAUGAAAUUGCUGUCAGAAAAACACAAAUUAGAUUUGGCAGAUCUUUAACAUCAAAUCUCAGAUUUAACAAGAUAAGUGGAAGACAACAAAGAUAGAGACACAAUCAGAAGAUUAAGAAAAGACUUGGAAGAAUAUAAACUAAAAUUUAGUGCUACUGAUACUGAAAAUGAAGAAUUAAGAAAUGAAAGAGAUAAAAUUAGAGAGGAGAAGAAUGAUAUCAUGAUUAAAUUUGCCAGAUAGCUUGAUUCAGAGAGAAAUGAUAAAAGACAAUUUAAAAGUGAUUUUGAUAAAUUAUAAGUGAGAACUAGAUUCUUAGAGGAUGAGUUUAGAAAAGAAAAAUAAAGAAGAGAAUAAGUUGCAACCGAUUUUGAAAUUUUAAAAACAGAAAAAGAUUAACUGUUAACUGAUUUAAGAAAAAAAGAUGAUACAAUCCAUUAUCUAUAAAGAAAAAUUACUGAUAUGGAGGAGGAGCAAGUGGAGUAAGAACAGAAGGUUUAAGAUAAAUUAACACGUUUGUAUUAGGAUGAACAUGAUAAGUAUUUACAAGAGAGAAAUAAGGCAGUUACACUUUAAAAGGAUGUUGAUAACUUAAAAAAAAGAUUUAGUGAUCUUUAGGAUGAUUAUAAAGUGUUGAGGGAUAGAUAUCAAAAAGAAAACAUAGAAAAUAAAGAUUCAAUCAGGGUAUAGAAUGAAGAAAUUGAAAAGUUGAAGAAGACUGUAUCUUAACAAACAAAAGAAAUUGGAGAUUUAGAAAGAUCAAAUAAAAAUAAAGAAGAAUAACUUCAUGAUAUAGAAAAUGAGAAUGAAACAAUCAAAAGAAGAAAUAGAGAACUUCAACAUAGAAUUUAGUUAAUUGAAGUGAAUCCUAUUCCUACGCCAGUUUAAACUCAGCCUAUUAUGAAUUAAUCUUAAAUUCCUACAGUUACUUAAGUUCCUUAAUUUGUGUAGCAAGAACAGUUUGAGACCACUAAACCAAUUAAAUAAUCAACUCCAGUUUAAUCAGAAAAUGAUCCUUAAAAUUAAUAAUAAAUGUAAGCUUAGAAAUAAUCUCUAUAAUAAAUUACUGAAGAAAACAGGUCUUUAAUUUCUAAAAAUAAAAAAUUAAAUAAAAAGCUUAAGAUAGCCAAUGAAAAAAUACUUGAACUCUCUAUGAAAAAUACUAUCUUAGAGAAAUCAUUAUAAAGAAAACACUCGUAACCACCUGCUUAAGAUAUUGAUAGAUCUAAUUUUGGUUUGCAUGCUCACUCUUAAUCUCCAUUUAAAUAAGACUCUUUUUAAUAGUAGGGAAAUGAAACUGUUCAAUAAAGACAAUAAUAAUAAUAAAUGAUUCAUACUGAUACAAGAUUAGAUAGAUAUGAUAAAUAAGAUAAGCAAGAUAGAUAAGAAAGAUAAACCAGAUAAGAUAGAUUCGCUUAAUAGUCCUAAGAGAAAUAUAGACCAAGAGGUUAAUCUGGAGUUGAUGCUCGUGGAGCCCAAGGUCAUCCAACUGAAAUAAGAGAUGAUGAAUUAUUGAGUAAGGUUAUGAUGCUUACAGAUGCUUCUGGAUAAAAUAUAUAUUGGUGA